AUGAUCAGUGUACAAGAUAUUCAGGUCAAUAACUUUGUGGUUUUUGAAGGCUUCUUCUUCAACAGAGCAGCUGCCCAGUUGAGAAAGGUUCCCCUAAAAAAGCCAGAUGGAGAGAUCAAACCCUACUCUUUAAUGGAGAGAGAAGUGGUACGUCAGGAGGAGAGGGCUCUUCCCUGGCCAUUUGCUCCUCCACACUCCCCCCAGCGAUCGGUAUCCUCCCAGUGCUCCCACUCCCUCAGUGUGGGAUCCUCCCCCAGCAGGGUAACCCCUCAAGCCGCCCCAGCUUCUGCCCUUGGGGCCAACAGGGACCACAGCCCAAAGUCCCCUCUCAUGGAGCGCUGCAGGGCAAGACGCACCAGCGAACAGGGUCUAGUAGCCAGAUGCAGCCUGUACAGUCGGCACAUGGACAGGAGAGCUGUUGGACUGCUGGACAGACACUUGCCAGGUCUGAGGCCAGUGGGGGAUCAGUCAUACGCGCUGGGAUACAAAGACACACACACGUUGGCCAGUAUUCACACAUUACAAAGCAGGUUCCAGCCUCUCUCAUUUCCACUUCUGUCUGCAUCCAAGAAGGAUGGCAUCUGCAGCCAGACCUCCUUAAACAGCAGAGACACACACCUGAAUACAGAGGCUGAAGCCUGUGUUGCUGAGGAGAAGAUCAGGGUGUUGGACAGUCCACAGUGUCAAGCAAUGUUGGUCAACCGGAGAAGCAGGAAUACAGGAGCACCUGGCCCUGGUGAUGGGGAGCUAGUUCUGUGAUGAUUGCUAAAAUUUAUAAAUUGUUUAAAUGUUGCUGCAAAAAAAAAACAUUUUGAAUUCUAGAGCCAUUCAUUACUUUCGGUCAAAUAUGUUCAGUUUUACAUUUAGAGGUGUUAAUCAGCAUUGGUGCAAUGAUUUCUUGGCCAAGUGCUGAGAGCUCCAACUUUUGAACUUUGCUUAAGGGCCCAAAGCAGCAAUAUUGAAGUGGAAGAGGGUAACUAAAUGAGUAUUAACUUACGCUAGUGGUUGCUGCUUAGUCUAAUGUUUCAGUAUACUUUAAAAAAAGUGCCUAAGAUUGUCUAACAGCGCUUCAAACCCCCUUUCCAAACGCAGAAUCAGAGGGCUGUGUCAAAUAAUUUUUGUAAGACAAAGCCAUUCAGAAGUGUGACACUUUGUUGUAGCAUUUGGGAACAACAUACUGUGCAAUGGUUACUGAAGUCAUCCAAAACUGAGCCACAAUCUGAGACAAAAAAUAUACUAGAGAACAUGUUGCGAUGGGAUCACACCAGCCGCGACGCCUGUUUACAUGUUGACGUUCUGACCCAUGAGUACUCAGUAGUUAUUACUACAUUAUUUCAUGAGUACUCAGUGCUCAUGUGUUGAACCACACCCAUCUUCGAACUUGGCUUUCAUUUUGAUCUCAACUACACACCUGUAAAGUUUUGUGACUGUAUCUUGCAUGAUUGUGACGCUGUCG
Molecule: messenger RNA, 1456 nt
Organism: Xiphias gladius (swordfish)
Lineage: Eukaryota; Metazoa; Chordata; Actinopteri; Istiophoriformes; Xiphiidae
Gene: atat1
Product: alpha tubulin acetyltransferase 1
Exons: 7
Coding region: 1-759 (252 amino acids)
Source: RefSeq, a predicted model, not a curated record